This is a messenger RNA of Colletotrichum gloeosporioides, 1068 nucleotides long. Its product is annotated as Secondary metabolism regulator laeA. The transcript has 9 exons. The record is from RefSeq and is a predicted model, not a curated record. Bases 1 to 1068 code for a protein of 355 amino acids. Gene Ontology annotation, molecular function: methyltransferase activity. Lineage: Eukaryota; Fungi; Ascomycota; Sordariomycetes; Glomerellales; Glomerellaceae.
AUGUCUGAUCAAAACGCUACAGCCAGAGCUGGGCUCAGCAAUAACGCUCUCAAGAAGAAAGAACGACCAUCUCACGCUGCCAGCGACGAUAGCAACAGUGUGCUCGCUGCCGAUGAGGUCGCGGUUGACGAUGUCUCUUCCAUCAGCGGAGUAACCUUCGCCUCUUCAACGACAAGCGUCACUGGCUCCGUUCUCGAGUAUCGACAAGAGAAUGGACGGACUUAUCACGCGUACAAGGAAGGGAAGUACAUGGCGCCAAAUGACACCAAAGAGAUCGAUCGACUUGACUUACAACACAACCUGUUUAUUCGCACCUUUGACGACCGACUUGGAACUGCACCGCCCAGCCAGUCAGGCUCUAAGGUUGGGCGUGUAUUGGAUGUUGGUACAGGUUCGGGCUCUUGGGCCAUUGACUUUGGCGACGAGCAUCCUGAGGCUGAGGUUCUCGGCAUUGAUCUGUCUGCCGUUCAAACCACAUUCGUACCGCCAAACGUGACUUUCAUAGUCGACGAUAUCGAAGAGCCAUGGACCUUUUCGCAGCAUUUCGAUUACAUACAUAGUCGAACCAUGACCGGAAGUAUCUCUGACUGGAAGAGAUAUGUCCAAAGAUGCUACGACAACUUGAACCCUGGCGGCUACUUGGAGCUCAACGAUAUCGAUGCUGUACCUGUCUCAGAUGAUGGGACCUUGACUCAAGACAGCGCGAUUUUGAAGUGUGCAGACCUCUGCCUGAAGGCGAUGGUCAUCUUCGGAUCGCCUUUCCAGGAGUUUGGUCGUCUCGAAGGGGUUCUGAAAGAGGUCGGGUUCACCGAUUUGCAGGUCCAUCGCUUUAAAUGGCCGACCAAUAGCUGGCCCAAAGAUCGGAAGCAUAAGGAGAUUGGUGCCUGGAACUAUGAGAACAUUGCGCCCAACUUCGACGGGUUUAUCAUAGCUCCCCUGACACGAGCCCUCCGCUGGACGAAAGACGACGUUGUCGCCCUUGCCACUGAAGUUUGCAAGGAACUUGGCGACAAGAGCAUCCACGCCUACUAUAACAUUUGGUCCAUUCACGGAAGAAAGCCUCUGUGA